AUGGCAGAGAUGUAUACAGGCUCUGCAUUAUUCGCUGGAACAACAAAUGCAGAGCAAUUGUUGAAGAUCUUCGAUAUUAUGGGCACACCAACCGAGCUCACCUGGCCAGGCGUCAGUCAAUUGCCCGAAUACAGAAACGACUUCCCGUCUCGCUCUCCACAAAGUCUGCAACAAAUUAUACCGUCGUUAGACCCUGUGGGGGUCGACCUUCUGGAACGCAUGUUGCAACUACGUCCAGAAGCACGCAUCAGCGCCACAGAGGCUUUAAAUCACCCGUGGUUCCAGGGGUUUGAUUGA
Aspergillus luchuensis is the source of this 297-nucleotide messenger RNA. Its product is annotated as negative regulator of the PHO system. The transcript has a single exon. The coding region runs from base 1 to 297 and encodes 98 amino acids. Gene Ontology annotation, biological process: protein phosphorylation. The record is from RefSeq and is a predicted model, not a curated record. Gene Ontology annotation, molecular function: cyclin-dependent protein serine/threonine kinase activity; ATP binding. Lineage: Eukaryota; Fungi; Ascomycota; Eurotiomycetes; Eurotiales; Aspergillaceae. Gene Ontology annotation, cellular component: cytoplasm; nucleus.